Messenger RNA from Naumovozyma castellii, 1167 nucleotides. RefSeq names its product Smc5-Smc6 complex subunit NSE4 (gene NSE4). The record is from RefSeq and is a predicted model, not a curated record. Bases 1 to 1167 code for a protein of 388 amino acids. Lineage: Eukaryota; Fungi; Ascomycota; Saccharomycetes; Saccharomycetales; Saccharomycetaceae. The transcript has a single exon.
AUGUCUGCCACUGCUACUAUGAAGAGACCUCACGACCAUAUAGAGGGCGAGGGACAGCAAAGUGCUGAUAAGAAACAGAAGACUAAGGAAGGAGAUGCCCUGGAGUUCACAGUGUUACAAAAAUAUCGACAACUAGAAGACGAUUUGAUCAAAGAUCGAGCACAGACGAUACGGACAGGGGAUAUAGGGAUUGUUGUCAAAAAUUUGAAGAACAUUGACCAUUUAUUUGAGUCCGUUAAGGGAUCUAAGAAUAACGGGAUAUUUGCACAUGAUGCCAAGACUAUCGUAAAUUUAAGUGAAUUGGCUCAAAUCAGUGUGAGAAAUUUGAAGAUUGGAGAGACAAGAUCAUUGAUUGGAGUGGAUGAAGUGUUGGCUUAUUCUAAAAGAUACAUGUUGAAAGAAUAUUUCAAAAUUAAUAAGAUAAAAGAGGAAAAACCAAAUAUUAAUGGUAUAUCUAAUGUAAUUCAGGAGGAAAAUGAGCAUGCUGAGGAGGCUCAUGAUGAGCUGGCUGAUGCUGCAGAUAAUAAGAGAUCAGAGAAUUUGAGACAAAACGAAGUUAAAAAAAUGUUCUUACAACAGUUUGAUAAUUAUAACGAAUUCGAUCAAUUCAAUUGGUUUAGAAUGGGGGCCCUAUUUGAUAACUUGAGUAAGAGUGCACCCACUGUGGAUCAUCUUUGUGGUCCCUUUUCUUUGGAAAAGAAAAUUAGAGCACCCAUUGUGAGAAGAAUUAAUACUGAUAAAGUUGGAGAAAAGACCACAGCUGAAAAAGUUACUAAGGAGACCCUGGAUUCCAAGGAACCCACAACACCUGAACAAGUGAAAAGAAUCUUUAAAAUAUUACUCAAGAAAAUUGGGAAAUCUAAUAAGAUAAAUCUUUUCAAAUUUAUAAUGAAUCCAAAUUCAUUUUGCAGAACUGUGGAGAAUCUAUUCUAUACAAGUUUCCUAAUAAAGGAGGGGAAAUUAGUUUUGGAGGAAGAUGAGGAAGAUGGAUUUCCUUGCAUUAAAAUAAAGAAGAACUCGACAUCCAAUGAUAAGAAUGCUGAUGAAAUUGAAAAACAAAAAAAUCGUGAUAAACCCCAAAACCAUAUAAUUUUCCAGAUUGAUAUACCAACAUGGCAAAAGCUGAUAAAGAAAUUUGAUAUAAAGGAGAGUUUUCUAGGCGAAUAA